This is a messenger RNA of Miscanthus lutarioriparius, 216 nucleotides long. The record is from the annotation of a GenBank genome assembly. NCBI's taxonomy places the organism in Eukaryota, Viridiplantae, Streptophyta, Magnoliopsida, Poales, Poaceae.
AUGGCGUGUGACCUCGUUAAGCAGCCAAGAGAGAUGGAGGUGCAACUCAAGGAGCAAAGGGAAUGGGUGCAGGGAAAGAUGGAACAUGAUGAGAACCAGCGGCGUAAGAAAGAAAAACAGGUGAUGGAGGAUGACACAAUGAAGCACCUUGCUCAUCUAGAGAAUGAGCUGAAGAAAAAGAGUGGGCAGCUUGACCAGAGUAACACAACUAUUUAG